This is a messenger RNA of Gasterosteus aculeatus aculeatus (three-spined stickleback), 1453 nucleotides long. It is a transcript of the gene mrrf, whose product is annotated as mitochondrial ribosome recycling factor. Gene Ontology annotation, cellular component: mitochondrion. The record is from RefSeq and is a predicted model, not a curated record. NCBI's taxonomy places the organism in Eukaryota, Metazoa, Chordata, Actinopteri, Perciformes, Gasterosteidae. Gene Ontology annotation, molecular function: ribosomal large subunit binding. Gene Ontology annotation, biological process: translation.
ACACGCCGUACGUGGUUUCGAGCACACAAUGGAACAUUCUAAACCGUCGGCGCUCGGUGAUGACGACGUAGAUGCCAAAUGUGGCUUUCACCCAGCUAACAUGCUUCUGUAAAUGCUGUAAAAUAUGUCUGUGAAUCACCUGCGUCUGCUGCGGCCUCUGCUGUGUCAGUCCCUGUCGCGACAGCUCAGGUCUCCUCUGGUGGCCACAUAUGGGCUCCCCGAACCGCUGCCGCACCCCAACACCACCUUCUACCCCGCUGCACCCAAGAGACUCUACGCCACGAAGAAGGCAAAAGCCAAGGCCAAGGGCCAGGCUGCUAAGGUGAAUAUUAAUUCGGCUCUGGUGGAAGACAUCAUCGUUUUGGAUGAGGUGAAGGGGGACAUGACGGCUGUUCUCGACGCGCUCAAAGAGGACUUCACACGCAACCUCAGCAUCCGAACCUCGCCAGGAGCUCUGGAUCACAUUGUGGUGACAACUCAAGAUGGAAAGUUCCCCCUCAACCAGUUGGGACAGGUCUCCAUGAAAUCCCCUCAGCUCAUUAUGGUCAACAUGAGCAGCUUCCCAGAGGCUACAGCGGCUGCCACCCGUGCCCUGAGAGAGAGUAGCAUGAACCUUAACCCAGAGGUGGAUGGUACCAUUAUCAAGGUGCCUGUUCCCAAAGUAACGCGGGAGCACAGAGAGAACCUCGCCAAGCUGGCCAAACAGUUCACCAACAAGGCUAAAGACUCGCUGAGGAAAGUGCGCUCUAAUGCUGUCACACAGGUCAAAAAGACAAAGGAGGGACACUCGGAGGACACCGUACGACUUGUGGAAAAACAGAUUCAGCAGAUGGCGGACAACAUUGCAGUGGACAUUGACAAGCAGCUGGUAGCCAAGACCAAGGAGUUGUUAGGCUGACUGUGAUGAUGUGUGAUGACAUUUCGGUUGUAGUUGAACCUACAGGUGAACACAGCAACAUGUCAACCCCAUCGUCUUUUAUAAUAGUGACUCCUUCAGCAGUUAAAUAACAGAAACUGGCAUGGAAACAACAACGACAGACUGCCAGUCAUCUCCUUCCUCCCUUGUUACUCUUCCGGUCUUCAAACAAACACCGAGCAAGGGACGAAUGUACUUUUAAUAGGAUUUGUAGGCCGCCUCCUAAUCAAACCCUCUGCCACAAGGACCGUCUGUUUACGUAAAACAAGCGCACCCGUCUGAGUGUAAACUGGCUGCGGGUUGGACUUGGUGGCGAGGGAGAAAGGGGAGAGAGGGUUCGUUCCAAAGAAAAGAGGAUAUGAUUAGCGUGUUGCCAAACAUUUGUUUCACAUUGAUUCCAAGACUGUUAAAGAAUGCGCUUGAUAAAAAAGCUGCUUUAAUUUUGUCCCAUGUCUACGAUUGAUAAUACGGCUACUCUCGAAAAUAAAGCCGGAAAAGUAACAUUAUUGAUGGACUCCAUUAAAGAAACACUGCUUU